CACAAGUCCCCGAACGGCGCCACUUGUUUACAUUCUUGUGCGCGGCGAGGUGCGGGUGUUGUCAUGGAGCCGCCGAGCCCUCCCUCACCCUCUGCCAUCUGCUCCCUAGCCCUAUAACACUAAUAAUGAUGUAGCAUUGGUUGCUGUAUGAUGUUGACCUGAACAUCUAGAGAAUGAUGAUGACUCAAGAUGAGGAGGACCUGGAGGAGGAGCUACGGUGUCUGGACAUACGAGAGGACCAUGGGGCUGAGGACAGUGAUGUCACCCCAAUCAACACACCUCCCUGCACCCCACCUAUCCUCUAUAUCAAGAAGUAUCCCCCAUUCAAGCCCUUUGAAGAGAGGCACAAAGAGACAGAGAGGCAUUCAAGAUUGGAUGACUUUGACAGUAGAAGUGAGUCAUCACUCUCUUGGGGAGAUGAUGAGUUUGAGGGUGAAGCCACAAGACAAGUUGGAGCACUGUUUGACCAGCUUGAUUCCCUGCUCUACAAAGAAGAAACUCCACUGUCUCCCAUACCAUACUCGCUUGAAACAAGCAGUAGCUCUAACUCCCCAAUUUUUAUCAAGAACAUGGACCAUCCUCUAGGAGACUUUCAGGAAGUAAUCUCAAAAAAUGCUUUCCACAACCUUUCAAGACUGACUAGCACUAGUGAAUCUGAGAGUUCUUUCACUACAGAUCAAGUCAUUGAUGUAGAAGAUGUCACUUCAGAGAUUUUCUAUGACAGUGGUAGACUGAUCACCCAUAGUGGGCCAGCACCUCACCAGCCUUCCCCAGAACUGCAGGAGGAAUGCCUAGAUUGGGUUGACCAGUUUCCUCACUUCAGGAUUAGAGGGUAUCAGCUUUCUUCUGGAAUGCUGAACAUCCUUGACCACUGUUUAGACACUGAAGCUUUAUCUCAAGAGAGUGAUUAUGAAGGUGAAGAAGAAACAAUUGCUCAAGAUGGUGAUUUCUAUCACUUGCUCCCCCUAGUAACCUGCAACAGUGCCAACCAGACAAAGGAAAGAGCCAACCCAAAGAGGGAGGCCCCCAGUAGCAGAGUUUGUAGUGGAUCAAAUGACCCAGAUGUUUUGAAAGAGCAAGUCUUAAUAAUGCUUUUUGACAAACUGUGGUCAUCCAUGACAGGGAUUAUUGAGCCUCUUCUUCACCGGUAUGCAAAGUAUGUGAUAGAACAGUCAGUGCAAUACUCGUCUCUCUCAAGGGAGUCCAGCACUAAAGGAUCUAGAGUAGGGAAUCAGAUGUUUAAUAGGAAAGUGAGUGAAGAAUUAGUUAGGACAAAGCCAAAGUUUCCAGUGCCAUCAGAUGCCUUACACAGACCUAAUAGUGGAGCAUAUGGAAGGAACCACAGUGCAAACAGGCCUUUGAGCACUAUGCGUCGGCCACUCAGUGCUGCUAACAGACUGCAAAGUGCUGCCUCUGUGCCAGAUGUCCUCCAGGAGGAACUAGAAGACUUGUUACAGGUUUCUCCCAAGGUCUUACAGAGCCACGAAGACAGAGGAAGGAGCCGUACUUCCUCAGCCUCAACCACUAGAGGAUCUUCAGCACAGUCUUUCAAGUCACAAAUUUCCCUUCCUUCCUUGACAACCCCAAGGACACCUGUACAUAGACCAGUGUCAUCUAAAACUGCCAACCAUCUCCUCACACCCAUGAAAGUGGAGGUUCUCUCCAGCGGGGUAGAACAACAACCCGCAUCUACCUCAUCCUACCAUUCCCGUGCUAGAUUCCAGGAAAAACUGCAACACCUCAGCCGGCAGGGAACAAUCCAGGAAACCCGGGGUGAUGAUCAGGAACUGGAGGGAGAGGAGGAAGCCAGUUCAGUGUGGUCACGACACAUAUCCUUCCUCCCACCAAUUUCUGAUAACAGCGAGGUUGCUUCAUGCAAGAGUAAUGUAGGCCCACAUGGAGGGAGGGCAGCUGUUCUAGCCAAAAGAAGGGAUUCAACUGAGGGAACUCUUUCUCUUGUUCAGGAUGUUCAGCCACAGUCCCCGGUCAUGACAGGGGAGAGCCCUCUGCUAGCCACCCUUAGUGUUAGAGGCAAGCCGCUGUUGGCAGCACAUCGCCCCCAAACACACUCCAGGCGUAGAAAGCACGUUUUGGCUUCAGGGAUGCAGCCAGUUGUUCCCUUCCUCUCAUGGGUAAUGGAACAUGUUGACAGUGGUGCUAAGUUGGUAAUGAAAAAACGAAACCUAGUGGCCAAGAAUGCUUUUGUCAAUGGGGAGAUUAAAAAUAAUUGUUGGAUGAGGAGUAAGCAGUUUAAAAGGUCAGAAGAUUCAGCCUCCAUUGUGCACUUUAUCAUUCACAUCAUGGAAGCACUGCUUGCAUGGUGUCUUGUGCUGGGUCCUUUUGUUUGUGCUGCAUGGUCAGAGCUCUCAUGGAUGCAUUUUGCUAAUCAAAGACCCUCUAUGAAGUGAACCUUUAUAUUAUUUACAUUAUACUUAUUCCUUCUUAUUACAUUACACUUCCCACUGCCAUUGUAUUGUGCCAGCAUAACAAGAAAACCUUAAUAUAUACAUGCAUGUGCAGAUAUACAUUGCACUACAAAGCUUACAAAUACAUCUAUUUGUGUUUGCCAGUUAUCUUAUUGUUGUGUCAAGGGAACUUUUAAGUUUGUACCACUUUGUUUGGUUUGGUUUGGUUUCUUCUGACCCGAGGGAGUUAGGUAAUUUCCUUUUUUUCUCUAUCACUUUUGUUUUUUCAAUCAAUUCAAGAUUACAUAACCCACUUCAUCAUCAGGCUAAUUUCUGCUAAAAGAGUUACAUAAUAGGGAAGACAGUUAUCAUCAUUCCCCAGUUACUAAAAGAUCUUAAACAGUUCUUAUGAAUUUUUAGAAAAGAAAAAAAAUAUGCAUUUCAGCUUGUGCAUUGGUUUAGUGCAGUAGAGCGAAAUGCAAGUCUGAGAUUUGAAAUAGUUACUGGAAAAGUUAAUAUUCAUCAGAAUUAUAUACUAUACAUUCCCCAACAAAUUAAAAUGAUAUUAAUUGUUCCUUGUUUGCUUUAGUUAUUGAGUAACAUUAUUUUGUUUCAGUUCAGUUUUCAUUAUAUUUAUGUAAUAAUUAUUUUCCUCUCACCUUAUUGUGUAUGUUCUACAUCUUAAUGAUAACACAAUAUUUGUUAUAUGUAGUUACCUAAUUUCCAUCUUAAAUUUUGUUUUGUUCUGUAACUAAUGUAUUCUAGGGAUUGAAAUGUGUGAAGCUUUGUAUUAUCCAUGAUGUUGUGAUAAAGCAAACAUUAUUUUCUUUCCCCACAGGUACUCCCAUCAUUGAGAGUGGGAGAAGCCAAAAACUAAUCCAUCCAUCCUAUAAAUAGAGAGAGAGAGAGAGAGAGAGAGAGAGAGAGAGAGAGAGAGAGAGAGAGAGAGAGAGAGAGAGAUUUAAGGUGCUUAGGAGGAUAGAAUGUGUAUACAAAUAUGAUAUUAUUAGUUUUCUAAAAGAAUGAAAUAUAUAAUUGUGAUCUCCAGCAUUGCAUAUGUGUGCUGCUGUUUGUAGCUUGAAGUGACUGUUUGUAAAGUAUGAAAGAUUUAAGUAUAUAUGCAUUGUCUUACUUAUGUGCAUAUGCAUAUCCAGGCAAAGGAACACAUAUCUCAGAAAUUCAUAUAAAAAAUGUUCAUAGAGUUUUCCCACUUAAUGCACUAGAAAUACUUGACCUAUUUCUCUUCAUCUAACCAUACACAUAUUGGACUAUAUUGUCAGCAUUUCCACAUAAUCUCAUACUAUGACUCUCUGCAAAACAAAGUAUGGUUGAUGAUGUGGCAAAGAUGCAGUUUGGAACUUCUGUGAAGCAGCAUCUGACUGGGACAGACACAGCAUUUAGCUUGAGCAGCCUUACACUGCUGUCUGUGUAAGACUCUCAUGUUACCUGAGGGUGUGGUGAGGAAUGCAAGUGCCUAUUGCUGUAGUAACAAAGAAAGUACUGUGUCUGUUGGCUCUUAUUGCACUGUUCCAUAUCUCAGGGUCAUGUUUUGCUCCCAUACAUGUGCAAUCUUUUUCUCCUUUUUUCUUUUUUCUUUUUUUUGUUGAUGUUACUGAAAGAUUUUCUUUAUUUCCUUUGAUAUUGUAGAUUACUGAGAAGAAUUUAUUUUCUCUUACAUAAUAUCCAAAAUGACAAACUUAAAGUGAGAAACUACUAGUCUUAAAAAUAAUUAGCUUAAAUCCUGUCUAAUGUAAUUGGAAAGCUGUACAGAAGUCAGAAUUGUUGUAUUGUAAUGAUUUUAUUAUUAUUAUUAUUACUACUACUACUACUACUACUACUACUACUACUACUACUACUUAAUUUAAUAAUACCUCCACCCCAUGUUUAUUGAUGUGUCAAUUAGGGGCUCCAUUACUUGGAGGUCAUUAGCCCCAGCUCUCGCUAAUGACUACUACUACUACUACUACUACUACUACUACUACUACUACUACUACUACUACUACUAAUACUAUUAUUAUUAUUAUUAUUAUUAUUAUUAUUGUAAACCUUCAGUAUAUUUGAACCUUUGUAUGUAAAAUUUGUGACUGAACUUCAAACUUUGAGCCAACUGAAUAAGCAUCAAAACAUGCAGCCACAUCAGCCUAACAAAUACCUGUAUUGCCCAACAGAGGAUAGUAAUAUGUAGUGGCAUAUGGUGAAUGUCAUCCACCAGGGAUAGGAUGAGUUGUAUGUAGCCUCAGUUUGAACACACAUGCUGUGCACUGAAUGUUGCUCCAGUGUCUCCCGUCUGUUAGCUUUCCUACGUGUUUCCCACAGAAAUUAUCUUUGUCAACAGUGACGAUAAGUGACACUUCAUUACAGUAACCGACACAUGAAAGCAGUCUUAUACAAGUGCAGUGUGCAAGUGUUAGUUUUUAUUCUUGUGUACAUAAUUUCUUCUGAUUUCUCUGAGUGAGGGAGGAGUUUUCAGAUUUAUGGAACAUUUGUGGCCUUAUCAACUCCAGCUUCCCGAGAAUUUUUGAUUUUGUACAUCAUCAGUUUAUUGGGGUUAUUAUUAUUAUUAUUAUUAUUAUUAUUAUUAUUAUUAUUAUUAUUAUUAUUAUUAUUAUUAUUAUUAUUAUUGUUAUUGUUGUUGUUAUUGUUAUUACUUCUACUAUCAUCAUAACUGUCAUCAUUAUUUAUUAUACAUUGUCAUUAUUGUCAUUUUAACAUUGUAAUUUUCCAGUUUGUACUUUAUUUGACCAAGACAGCUGUGCACUUCAUUGAUCCGUCCAGAGUUUUGUAAGUUAUGUGUGGUGUACAGGAUAAAGAAUAUAAGUGCAAUUGUA
This is a messenger RNA of Scylla paramamosain (green mud crab), 5233 nucleotides long. RefSeq lists its product as uncharacterized. Bases 174 to 2408 code for a protein of 744 amino acids. Lineage: Eukaryota; Metazoa; Arthropoda; Malacostraca; Decapoda; Portunidae. The record is from RefSeq and is a predicted model, not a curated record. The transcript is spliced from 9 exons.